Messenger RNA from Clonostachys rhizophaga, 1479 nucleotides. Lineage: Eukaryota; Fungi; Ascomycota; Sordariomycetes; Hypocreales; Bionectriaceae. The record is from the annotation of a GenBank genome assembly.
AUGAACGGUCCAGAGAGUUGGAUAACUGAGCCCAUCAUCGCAGGUCAGCCUGGGGAAGGAUCGCAAGCCUCCACGACCCUUCCCGAAAAUGAGCCCGUUUCGAAACAGAAGAGCACGUGGAGAGGUUACAUCUGGGACUCUUGGGAUCGGACACCAGAGGAGCGGAAACUUGUCCUCAAGAUGGAUUUGACACUCAUGACUUUUGGUUGCUUGGGAACAUUCAUCAAGUAUCUUGACAAGUCCAAUUUGCAGAGCGCAUUUGUGAGCGGUAUGAAAGAAGAUUUGUCCUUAUACGGAAACAUUAUUGCCCUUUGGCCUAGCAACCUCAUAUUGACGCGAGUGAAUCCACGCUGGUUUAUUCCCUUCCUUGAGCUGGGGUGGACCGUCAUUACGUUUCUUCAGGCCGUGAUGACGAAGCCAAGUCACAUCUGUGGUCAACUCUCCGGCGCAUGGUACCAAAAGCGAGAGUUGGCCCGUCGUUUAGCAAUCAUCAACAUUACAACGGCCAUCGGUCCUAUGUUCUCAAGCUACCUCCAAGCUGCGGCCUAUACUGGAUUGAACGGUGUUCAUGGCAAAGCUGGCUGGCAGUGGUUGUUCAUAAUUGACGGUGUGAUUUCACUUGGCAUAAUUAUACCGCAGUUCCUCUUCUACCCUGAUGUCCCAGCCCGACAAAAGCCAGAUUUAGUCUUCACCGAACGGAGAAUCGAGCUGGCCCGAAACAGAAACCCCAAGGAAGGUAGAGUCAAGCAAGGCGCCUUUACCUUGGCGCAAGUCAAGCGAUGGUUCUUGACUCUUGACAUUUGGUUGCUCUGGAUUAUUUCUUUUGCGAACGCGGUCGUAGACCAGCCUAUGAAUUCCAUGGCUUUUUGGCUCAAGGAAUGGAACAAAAUCAAGCCUGGAUCAUACACUGUCCCUCAAAUCAACAACUACACAACCCCAAUUCAAGGUGUAACUGUUGUGAUCACUCUCUUGAGGGCGUGGUCGAGCGAUACCUGGCUCCGUGGUCGCCGGUGGCCUAUGCUCGUCGUGGGUAGUACCGUGGCUGCUAUCGUCGAUCCAACGCUUGCUAGCACGUCCGUAUUUCCCGGUAACCGUGCUGGAAGAUGGUUCCUGUACUAUCUCACGGGAUUUUGUCAAGCCAGUAACUCAAUGUUUUGGGCCUGGACUCAGGACACUUUGGUUGGAGACCCUGCAACCAGGGCGUUUGCCUCCGCUGGUUUGAAUGUUUGGGCUUCACUCUCGCAUGCCGUCAUACCUCUGGCUAUAUUCCAGAUUGUUGACCAGCCGGCAGUUGUGGCUGGAAACUAUGGAUCUGCAGGGUUUGCUAUUCUUCACUCUUUGACGUCUCUUGGACUUGCUUACUUGCAACAUACCCGCUCGACGAAAGUGGUCACCGAAGAUGACGAGUCUGAAGAAACCGAAGAAACAUCGGAGGGAAGUGCGAAUAAGACUGUCGCGGUGACUCAAAGAGAAGUAUAA